Molecule: messenger RNA, 3021 nt
Organism: Drosophila bipectinata
Lineage: Eukaryota; Metazoa; Arthropoda; Insecta; Diptera; Drosophilidae
Gene: Strip
Product: striatin interacting protein
Biological process (GO): cytoskeleton organization
Cellular component (GO): cytosol
Source: RefSeq, a predicted model, not a curated record
CGCCCGGAGAAAACCGAUAAUUUCAGCUUUAUUCCACCCACGCACUAUACGGUCACACUGCAAAAUUUUCUUCUUUCCAUUGUGCGUGUGCUUGUGUUUUUGUUAUUAGCAAUUGUAGAUUUGCAAUCAAAAUUAUAAAGUGGAAAUGCUGGCUAGUCAUCAGCGGGAAAUGCCUGCGUGCUAGACACAGAGUGAGACUCAGAGACGGGAGUGCAGCGAGCAGACACGCCCAGCCAGGCGCACUGCCCCCAGCCGCAGGAUACACAUACACACACCAAUACAACAAACGAGCACCCUAUAUAGCGUUCGAACUAUCUCCUUUGGCAGAGUAACCGCCUCCAGAUGAUGCUCUCAUCGAUAAACAACUCGUUCGAGCAGGACACUCACGAUGCGGACGCCAACUGCGAUGGCCCCGAUCUGGACUUCAUGUACGCGGAUGUGGACGGCUACCAGAACGAGAUCGCAGAGCUCUACAGCUACACGGAGUUCGUCGAGUUCCAAAUGAACGUGAAAGCCUUUGAGGAUCAGAUGGAGCUGUACGACCUACCGCCCAACUGGCAGAAACAGGACGCCGCGUCCCAGAGGGGCAUCAUUAUGAAGCUGGUGGACCAACUUGAGGUCUCCGAUCGCAGAUUUCGGAUGCAGGCGGCCAGGUGUAUCCUGUAUUUGGCCCAGGGCUGCUGGGCGGAAGUGCAAUCGGACGAGGAGCAGCACCAGAUCACCAGAGACAAUGUGCUGGUGCUCCACCAGCUGGGCGUCUUCGCCUCAUUCAUAGAUCUGCUUAACAUGGAGAUAGAGAGCGCCUGCUCGCCGGACAUAGUAGCGAUUAAGAUCACCAAUGUCACUCUGGUCGACUCCACGGACAUUCGGGUAAUCCUGUCCGUUCUCUACAUCAUCACGGAAACGAUACGCGACGAACGGGAUCGCGGCAGUGAAGACUACAAGGAGCUGGCCGAGUCGUUUGUUCAGGAGAUCAAUGCACCGCUGCCCGAUGGUGAACUGCUAGCCGUCAAGCUGCUGGGGAUGAUUACGCGAUUCUGUAGCGGAGCCGCGCCUCAGUUUCCAAUGAAGAAAGUGGUCCUGCUGCUGUGGAAGGUUUCCCUACUGGGCUUGGGCGGCAUGGAUGUGCUCAAGAAUCUCAAGAACGAGUACCGGCUUAAGGUUGGCCUGGAGCCGAUCACCGAGGACACGCUGGAGGUAACCAAGUGCAUGCGGGCCAGCUCGCCACCAGCCACAGCCACCGAUAUACUGGAGAACCAGUAUCCAAGAAAGAACUUCAAGCGCUCCUUGAUGAAACAGCGAUUCCUUGACGAACCCGAACAAAUCGACAUGGAGAUCACUGGAAACGAGGGCCAGGCGAACGCCAAUAAUGGCGCUGGUAACGGGGGAAAUGGCAGCAAUGGAGAGGAGGAGCUCUCGCAAUACUACCGCCCCUACGACGAUCCCUCUUCAUCUGCCAACUCCACCACUUCAACGGCCAAUCCGAACAACCAACCGAGCUUGACCCAACCACCCGCCGCUGUGCCGCCAGUACAGAUAACAGCUCGACUUCCCUGGACGCCCAAGGUCCGGCAAAAGGAUAUCGACCAGUUUCUGGACAUAUCGCGGAACAAGUUCAUUGGUUAUUCCUUAAUCGGUGAUCACGAAAGCCUGGCUGGAUUGCCGCAGCCCAUACACGAGGGCUUCAAGACCCUUCAGCGGCACAUGUACUUGAGCCUGGCGGAUGUGCAGAUUAAGAAGGAGGAGGACAUCGCCAGAAACCCCAUCUCGACGCACGAGGACGAGAUCAAGCUAACCCCCGCAGAGGUGCUUUACCAGGCCAUUCUGCCAAACCUCCCGCAGUAUAUGAUUGCGCUGCUCAAAGUCCUCCUGGCGGCCUCGCCCACAUCCAAAUCGAAAACGGAGAGUAUCAACAUAAUGGCUGAUGUGCUGCCCAAAAAGAUGCCCCUGACGGCUACGCAAUCCACAAAGCUGACAGUCGACAUGGGCCGGCACAAGGAGAUCAUUGUUAAGGCAGUGUCUGCCAUCAUCCUUCUGUAUCUGAAGCACUUUAAGAUCAACCAUGUCUACCAGUUCGAGUUCAUGUCCCAGCACUUGGUCUUUGCCAAUUGCAUUCCCCUGGUGCUGAAAUUCUUCAACCAGACAAUCACCGAGUAUGUCAACACAAAGAACUCCAUACCGCUGCUCGACUUCCCUUCGUGCGUGAUCGGUGAGCAGCCGGAUCUGAGUGGCGAUAGCUUUGUGUAUGGCGGCGAGAUGUCCGACAAGCCGUACUCCUGGCGGAACGUGUUCUCCUGCAUCAACCUGUUGCGGAUAUUGAACAAGCUGAUCAAGUGGAAGCACUCGCGAGUCAUGAUGCUGGUGGUGUUCAAGUCGGCGCCGAUUCUCAAGAAAACUCUGAAAGUGAGGCAUGCAAUGAUGCAACUGUAUGUUCUGAAACUGCUCAAGAUGCAGACCAAGUACUUGGGUCGGCAGUGGCGGAAGUCCAACAUGAAGACCAUGAGCGCCAUUUACUCCAAGGUUCGUCAUCGUCUCAAUGACGACUGGGCAUUUGGCAACGAUCUGGAGUCGCGUCCUUGGGACUUCCAAGCCGAGGAGUGCACGCUGCGGGCAUGCGUGGAUCGCUUUAAUCUACGACGCUAUCCGGAGGCGACGCAAAAAUGUGGCAAUAAUGGUACGGCGGCCCAAAAUGCCGAAAACGCCCAGCAGUCGAACAUGAUGGCCGGGAAUAAUGGAUGCGGCAAUAAUGGAUCCGAUGCGAACGGCUACGGGAACAAUGGUAGUGGCAAUGGCGGCAACAAUCAGCACCAGCAACAGCAGCAGCUGAACGACUAUGGCGUGGAGGGCGGUUUCCCCAGCGACGAGAUCCUCACCCACUCGGACUUUGCCUUCUUCGGCCACUCGGGGUGGUGGGAUCGCAAGGUCGAGCUGACAGACUACUUCAAGGCCAACUAUGCGGUGUGGCUGGAGGAGGAGGUCUACAACAGUCAGACCGACUGGGAUGCCCUCUAGGCUACUGGC